AUGGACGCCCAACCCCAAUCAGUCUCUACUCCCGAGACCCAAACAACCUUUAUGGCGCCUCCCGCGCGUCCAGGUCAGGCACAGCCGUGGAAGCAAUGGUAUCAGCCGGAAGAACUUGACACGGAAAUUGAAGGCGUGAACGAUAAGAUGCCCCAGCAGUGCAGCCACUUAACCCAGGCUGUAACCGCCGUUUGA
Messenger RNA from Uncinocarpus reesii 1704, 195 nucleotides. RefSeq lists its product as uncharacterized. The transcript has a single exon. The record is from RefSeq and is a predicted model, not a curated record. The coding region runs from base 1 to 195 and encodes 64 amino acids. Lineage: Eukaryota; Fungi; Ascomycota; Eurotiomycetes; Onygenales; Onygenaceae.